This is a messenger RNA of Durio zibethinus, 2976 nucleotides long. RefSeq lists its product as uncharacterized. The record is from RefSeq and is a predicted model, not a curated record. Lineage: Eukaryota; Viridiplantae; Streptophyta; Magnoliopsida; Malvales; Malvaceae.
AAAUCACAUUGACUUUGGUUUUGUCUGGGACCUACUUCGAUGUAACAUUGUAAUUGCUAUAAAAUUAAGACUAAAACAAUAAAUUAAGAGGAUCAGAUCUCGUCAGUAUGAUUAAAAUUAAUUUGAUUAAAGAAUCUUAUAUGAAUUUCUCGGUUAAUUUAAUAAAGAUGGCGUAAGAAUUUUUAUUAGUUAUUGGUACAUGGACGAUAUAUUUUGUUUGAAGAAAGAUAAAGCAUUUCGGCUACAACAAUCCACCAAAGGGGUCCAUUUCCCAACAUAGCCUCAUGAAUUGGGUUAGGUUCAGUCAAAUUUGGACGUGGCUGUCAUGUUAUGCCUGCCAUGCCAACAACUCUUUAUAUUUAAUUAUAUUCCUCGCCCGUUCAACUCCAACGUGGGAAACCCUCUUUGAUCAGGAUCUCUGUUGGAUCAAUCCUCUGUAGCUGAUGGAUAUAACCAGGAAUCAGUAAGAGAUAAGGAAGUGGUCAGAUUGUCAGGGGAGCAUGAUCUGCUGCCUUGAUUAUUUGUUAACAUAUUUAUCACAAAAGGAAGAUCUGGUGAGGGAGGUUUGGGCAAAAAAAUGUAAACAAAUAUGUUGUUACAUGGUCAACAAAAUCAAACCCAUAAAACACCUGAAUGGGUCUAAGAGUACGAGUAUAAUGUACCCUUUUUUAAGGAGAUCGAUCUUUAUGUAAGUUGUGAGAAAAAAAAAAUUUACUCUGAAAUCUGAAUGUUCAGAUUGAAUUGCGUUUAGCCUAUUUGUUAAUUGGAAUGUAAAAAAUAGUUGGAGACAAAGAGAAUACAGAAAUGGCAGCAGUGAUCUUCAAAUAGCAAGAGGAAGAGAGGCAACAGAACCAGAUGGGAUGGGGUCUAUGGCUAAGAAGGGGAAUUUUGAACAGAGCCUGAACUAAAAGCUUAAAACCAAAGGUAUGGAGCAUGAUAAAAGGUGUCUCACUUUUCGGGUAACAAUGAAACCCAUAAUCAUGGAGGAUCAUGGAAUGGGGUUUCUUUGCCAGAAAGCACCUUUCGAGUUUUCCCUUUUCUAUCCACCAAUAAAGUUUAGUGGUCAGAAACCUAACACAUUUACACUGUAUAAGACCAACUGGAUCAGUGGCCCCAAAAAAGUGCAUUUUCCAUUUGAUUGGUUGCUAAAAAAUGUUUUGGGUCUAUACAUAGAUGAAGUUAAAAACGGGCUACACCUAUUGAAUCUUGAGCAUUGGGCUCAUGGAACAGGCCCUUUAACUACCACUCUGUCUCUUCUCGCCAUAGGAAUCCCUGUGUAGGAAUUAUCCAUCUCCAAAGGCAUGGAAUCAACAUCUCUCCACCUCUGCAAGAACUAUUGUCUUGGUUUUCACUUUCACCAACCAAAUUCUCAAAACUUCUUCUCCUCCUUGUCUCUCACUUCCAAGUUUCCUAAUCCAAAGAGCACUAAAAGAAGUCUCAUAGCCCAAAGCCAGAACAAGACAAACCCGAAAGGGAAGGUAACACUGAAGGGAAAGAAAGAGAAUGUUUGGAGCAUUGAUAAUGAGCUGGCAAAAGCUGAGAAAGAGAGAAAGAAGCAGAGGAGGAAAGGGAAGAAAGUGGUUAGAGGUAGGAAGAACAAGACUGGUAGAGUUUUGGUCUCUGGUGCUAUGCUAAUGGAAACUGAAACUGUUCUCCAAGCACAGGAACCUGUAAUAAAACCAGCGUGGAAUACAUUUGCAAGUAGUGUGAAUGGAAUAUGGAAGGGGGUUGGAGCAGCAUUUUCACCCAUUACUGCUGAAAUGGAGCCAAUUGAAAUUGGAGACAGGAAUGAAAACUUAUAUGAUUGUUACAUGCUUACUCGUGUUGAGGCAGUUCUACCUCCCGGUGGAAAGACCUCUGAAAUCCAUAGGAAGAUAAAUUGGGUGACUCUGAAUCCACAUGGUGAAGUUCCAGAGCAUAUUGAUGUUAGCAUUGCAAACAAAGAAGAGUCCAGAGUUGAGAAACCAACUUUAUCACUGAAAGGAAAAGCCAAUGACAGUAUGGUGAAUCAUGUUUUGCCUGAAUUUGAGUCUUUUGACUUGGCAACUAGCGAUGUGAUGGAAGAAGAUGUCAUGGGUAAUGAACCUGGUCUUGUUUUCUUUGAGGAUGGAUCUUAUUCCAGAGGGCCCCUUGAUAUUCCUGUUGAUGAAGUUGAUGAUUCUAAUUAUUACCUUUCUCCAACUUUUAAAUUUGAACAAUGUUUGGUCAAAGGUUGCCACAAAAGACUCCGUAUUGUUCAUACAAUAGAGUUUGGUAAUGGGGGUUCAGACAUACAAAUAAUGAGAGUUGCUACUUAUGAAGAAGAGUGGGUGAGUCCUGCAAAUCUUCAUGAUCAAAGUUUGAACAGUGAUCUGGAGUUUGAUUUGAAGCCAUUUUCUCAACGGAAAAGAACCCAACCGUCAGAGCUUGUAGGGCCAUGGAAGGUGUUUGAAGUUAGUGCCACACCAAUAUAUGGUGACGAGACGGUAGCUGCAGAAGGCAGUGGUGCCUCUUACGUGUACCUUUGCACAGAAACCUUAAAGAAGAGGAGCUUGCCUAAGAGUUCAGUCUACUUUAGAGAGGAAGAAAUGGUAAACAUGCAGGAUGUUACAGUUCUUUGGCUACUGGGGGGUGUGACUAGUUAUGUUGAUGUUAGUAAGGAUGGGAUUCUUACUAUUGGAGUAGGAUGGUACUCAGAUGAGGGAAUCAACCUUGCUAUGGAACGAGAUUAUGGCAUAGAUGGGAAGCUCAAGGAAGUUAGAUGGAAAUCUGAGGUAAAGAAAAGGUGGCCUGAUCCACUUUCUUUGUAAAUCAUAGUGACAAACAUUAACAAUAUACGAAUCAUAGGUGUAUUUGGUGUCUAUCGUUUACAUCAGUAAAAUUCAUUAGGCUAGGAAGGGGAAGGAUCAGUAGGAACGAGACCCAUGUUGAACUAGCAUUUACUCUUUCAUUCUAUAUGAAUUGGUUUCAAUGUUUUUAUUCUUAAUUGUCUGAAGU